This is a messenger RNA of Leguminivora glycinivorella, 3594 nucleotides long. RefSeq lists its product as uncharacterized. Gene Ontology annotation, biological process: DNA integration. The record is from RefSeq and is a predicted model, not a curated record. The coding region runs from base 1 to 3594 and encodes 1197 amino acids. Lineage: Eukaryota; Metazoa; Arthropoda; Insecta; Lepidoptera; Tortricidae. The transcript has 2 exons. Gene Ontology annotation, molecular function: nucleic acid binding.
AUGGGCGCCGACGCGGCGCGCCCUCCCUCACCUCCCUCCGGACCCGCUGGCGUAACGGAAGGGCUUAGCGUCGCCGGCGCGCAACCGAUGGGCGCGGCGACAGCUAACAGCACACUCAGGUAUGGAUUAACCGUAGAGACACCGAGGUCACCGUCCUACGACACGACAUUGCUAUGGCGAAGGGAUUUAGCCAAGCGGUUACGGCGUCGUUCCAGACCCACGCCGAUCCCAGCCAGACAUCCCAAGGCUGCCGUCAUAGACAGAACUACCGAGAAACGAAAGUCGCUGCAGGAAACUACCAAGGAGGUAAAUAAACCAAUUAUUAGAGCUCAGUCCGUCAGAUCACAUGCGAGCAGUCGCACUGUGAUAGAAGCGCAGCUGUCUCAGGCGGAGCUCGAGGCCAGCGAACGGCUAGCGGAGAUAUCCCGGAGGGAGUUGCAGCUAGAAGCGGACAUGGUACGUAAACGGCUAGACGCCAGAAAACUGCAGAUCCGCGCUAAUGCGGAUAGCGCAGACGAGCACGAAUCUGCUGGUAGCGUGCGGAAUUCGAAUCAAGAUCGAUUAGACGAAUGGCUAGAGAACUCGCGAGACGCGACGUCAAAACCCAUUUGUAAGAGGUUAACCGACGAACCUCUACCCAAAUACGAGACUCCGAGACGACCUGCGCAGGCGGAGCGGCAUAUUCGAGGCCUCUCACCGGACCGCCAGAGCCUGCUGGGGAUACUACUUCGAUUCCGUGAGUGGGAAUUCGCCGUCACCGCGGACAUACAGGAAAUGUUCCUUCAAAUACAGCUGCGAAGAGAGGAUCGGCAUAGUCAGCUCUUCAUCUGGAGGGGAUCGCGGCGUGACGUGACACCGUGGACGUACCAGCUAAACCGGGUAUGUUUCGGUAACAUCUCUUCUCCUUUUCUCGCACACUCGGUGCGGAAUAGGAAUGCGACGGACAACAAGGAUCGCUAUCCGGACGCGGUCUACGAUAUCCAUAAUAAUCACUACAUGGACGAUUAUGUGGCAUCAUAUGAGACAGAACGGGAACUCAUAUCAACAGCGACACAGGUGAGACUAGCACACGCGGAGGCUAGCUUUCGGCUGCGCAGCUACGCUAGCAACAGCGAGUUGUUAAUGCGAAACAUCGAUCCGGAGGAGCGAGCGACGGGACCUUCUCAUCUCGGAGAAAAGCAACAGACCGUCCUCGGAAUGACGUGGGACCCAGAGACGGAUACGCUGGGGUACAACACGAAAAUGCUACGAGUGCCAGACGACGUGAAAAGGUACGAGCGAUCGCCCACUAAAAGGGAACUUUUGAGUGCCGUAAUGUCAGUUUACGACCCAUUAGGCCUCAUAGCGCAGUAUAUGAUAAGCGCUAAGAUCAUAUUCCAACGUGUGUGGACAAAGGGCACGGACUGGGACGAGCGGCUGCCGGCGGAGGAAGCGGAGGACUUUUUCCGGUGGCUGAGGGCACUGAGCGACGUGUCCGCGCUGCGAAUACCCCGACGAUACGCCACGCCCACCGGUGCAGUUAGAAGAGAACUGCAUAUUUUCAGUGAUGCAUCGACCGAGGCCUACAGCGCGGCGGCCUAUUGGCGAGUAUCGAACGACGAGGAGGAAACGCAAGUGAGCUUAGCUAUAGCGAAAAGCCGAGUUUGCCCGCUAAAGGUAAUGACAGUUCCCAGGCUCGAAUUAACCGCAGCAGUCGUCGGCGUGCGGCUGGCGGAGACAAUUUUACGCGAGCAGCGUUAUCCUGUGACAAAGGUGACGUAUUGGACAGAUUCCAUGGUUGUUCUCGGAUGGGUUCGCGAUGACGCGCGGAACUAUCGUCCGUACGUGUCACACCGACUUGCGGAGAUCGCCGAGAAAACAGAUAGAGACGCGUGGAGGUAUGUACCAACCGCUCAGAACCCCGCAGAUCGAGCGACGAGAUGUCAACCAGCGCAGAGCGUGCGCAUCGAGGACGAGUGGUACGAGGGACCGCGCUUUCUCUAUGGACCCGAGACAUCAUGGCCUAGUCACACAUCGAAUCGAACAGACGACCUGCCUGAGAGGAAGGCGAGGCCGUCAACCGAGACGUCACUGGCGAUCAUCUCAGCGAAGCCAGACCCUUCGAGCGUACUGCCAGACGUGAGACGGUUUAGCAGUUACGACAGACUGUUGAACGCGACAGCGAACGUCUUGCUAUUCAUCGAGAAAAUGAGAACGAAGAAUAAAGCCUUGCAGCUACAAGUCAGACAUUUGAGAAAGGCAGAACACAUGUGGUUGCAAUACAGUCAACGACGAAGCUUUCCCGAAGAGCUUCGAGCCUUAAGCCAGAAUAGGCUCAUCGAUCGCAAAUCGCGAUUAUACGACCUGGCACCCGAGCUAGGCGAUGACGGCGUGUUACGCAUGAAGACGAGGCUGGGCAGCGCUCCAGUAUUGUACACCGCGCUACAACCGAUAAUACUGGAUGGCCGCGAGCCGUUCACCCGUCUACUCAUCCUGCGAGCUCACCGACGAUCAGCGCACAUUCACAACGAAGCAGUAAUCAACGAACUGCGACAAGAAUAUUGGAUACUACAUCUGCGGCCGACCGUGAAGUCUGUAGCUCGAAACUGCGCGCUAUGCACACUACGACGAGCAACACCGAGAGCGCAGCCCUUAGGCGAUCUCCCGCCCGAGCGACUACAGGCGUAUCAACGUCCCUUCACUCACACCGCACAAGACUACAUGGGACCGAUGUUCGUCACGAUCGGACGGCGCAGAGAAAAACGCUGGGUGUGUCUAUACACGUGCCUAGUGACGCGCGCUAUUCACCUUGAAAGCGUGCACAGUCUUUCAACCGACAGCGCGCUACUAUCACUACGAAGAUUCGCCGCGAGAAGAGGAUGGCCCAGGACGAUGUACAGCGAUAACGCGACGUGCUUCAGGGCGGCGGCGACGGAACUACGUGAGGCGUACCGGCAAUGGCUGCCUGUACUGCAAACUUACGCCACUCAGAACCGAAUGGAAUGGAAAUUCAUCCCACCUGGCAAUCCUUCGGCCGGGGGCGCGUGGGAGCGAAUGAUAAGGACAGUUAAGAUAGCGAUGUCCUACACCUUCAACGAACGAGCACCGAAACCCGAAGUUUUCGAAACUCUACUCGCCGAGAUAGAGAAUAUCGUCAACCGACGACCACUUACACAUGUCAACGUCGAUCCAGACUCCGAAGAAAGUUUGACUCCAGCACACUUUCUACUUCUUCAUAACGCUAACCUACCGAUGAUUGGCGUUUACGACGAGAACGAGAAGAAGCAAUGGAAGAUGGCCCAAGCGCUUGCCGACCACUUUUGGCGGCGCUGGACCAAAGAGUACUUUCCUCUACUGGCACCGAGGAAGUCGUCCCACGACGGAGGGCGGCAACUUCAACCAGGCGAUGUGGUCAUCGUCGCUGAACCCAAUGGUCCACGCAGCGUGUGGCCCCGAGGCGUCGUCGAGACUACCUACCCGGGACCCGAUGGACGGGUCCGCUCCGCUGACAUCAGAACGAGACACGGGACGCUACGCAGGCCCAGCUGCAGGCUGGCGGUCAUCGCGUCGCAACCCAUGCACCAGGAGUCUUCGACUGCGGGGACAAAAUGUUAG